Molecule: messenger RNA, 2366 nt
Organism: Carassius auratus (goldfish)
Lineage: Eukaryota; Metazoa; Chordata; Actinopteri; Cypriniformes; Cyprinidae
Product: RNA-binding motif, single-stranded-interacting protein 3-like
Exons: 14
Coding region: 520-1725 (401 amino acids)
Cellular component (GO): ribonucleoprotein complex
Molecular function (GO): RNA binding
Source: RefSeq, a predicted model, not a curated record
UUUAGUAUAUUAAAAAAAUAGUUGCAAAUGCAGCAUUUACAUUUUUUUGUUAGGUUUCUGUGUUAUUCUAUUUUACCUUAUUCCAGUUGUGUCAGUUAACGAAAACAAUUUAAUGGCUUGAUAGAAAUCCCAGUCGGUUUACAUUAAGGUUAAAGGUUGCAUGUAUAAAUGUAGCCAGUGUCUGCUAAACACAUGCAUGCAAAAGUGUAACCCUAAAAUACUAGUUUGAUUUUGAGACAGAACCAGUUUAAUUGACGCUUCUGUCCUGUUGGUUCAUUUAUCACCAGUAGAGGGACCAAACCCUGCUCUCUCUGUCUCUCUCUCUCUCUCUCUCUCUCUCUCUCUCUCUCUCUCUCUCCUGUGAGAUGCUGUUACUGGACCACAGACGCUCCUCUUCUCUCCUCCUCUAACAGACGGAGCACAUGCUCUCUCGCUCCGCUCUGCAUCUGUGCUGGAUUAUCGUGUUGGAGUAUCUCAGUGGAGAAGGAGACCCUCAUCCGGACUCCUGACUGCAGCUGGAUGGGAAAAGCGCUGGAGCAGCUCCAGAUGUUCCCACACUACACCUGCUACUUUCCACCCUGCGCUCACAGCAAGCCAUAUGCCCCACCCCCUCAGCCGAUGGCCCCGCCCAGUCCAGGAAGCAGCAGUUGUAGUCACAGUGGAUUGGAUCAACUCAGUAAAACCAACCUGUACAUACGAGGACUUCCACCUGGGACCACAGACCAGGACCUCAUCAAACUCUGCCAACCAUAUGGGAAAAUUGUGUCUACUAAGGCCAUCCUGGACAAGAACACAAACCAGUGCAAAGGUUAUGGUUUUGUGGACUUUGACUGUCCGUCAGCAGCACAGAAGGCUGUUUCAUCUCUGAAGACCACCGGGGUGCAGGCGCAGAUGGCAAAGCAGCAGGAGCAGGACCCCACUAACCUGUACCUGUCUAAUCUGCCCGUCUCUGUGGAUGAACAGGAGCUGGAGGCGCAGCUCAGACCCUUCGGUCAUGUGAUCUCCACACGGAUAUUACGGGACGCCAGCGGCAUGAGCAGAGGUGUCGGCUUCGCUAGGAUGGAGUCCACAGAGAAAUGUGAAGUUGUCAUACAGCAUUUCAAUGGAAAAUAUCUCAAAGCUCCAGCAGGAAUCCCAGGUCCGUCUGAACCGCUGCUGUGCAAGUUUGCUGACGGCGGUCAGAAGAAAAGACAAACUCAGAGUAAAUAUCCACAGAACGGCCGAGCAUGGAGAGAAGGAGAGAUGGGAAUGACACUCGCAUAUGACCCUGCCAUCAUGCAGAAUGGGUUCUACUCUCCUCCGUACAGUAUCACUGCUAACCGGAUGAUCUCGCAAGCAUCCAUCACUCCAUUCAUCACUGCUUCACCCGUCUCUGCAUAUCAGAUUCAGAGCACAGCGUGGAUUCCUCCGCAGCAGUUUGUGAUGCAGCCCACAGGAGCUCUAGAUCACAGCGCAGCGGCCGUAAUGACUCCACUAACACAACAGAUGAGUCAGAUCACACUGGGAUCUCCUGCUAAUUACAUCACGGCUCCGGCUCCUGUGGCCCCUGUGCAGGGAACAUUCAUCCAUCAGUUAACGUCAGCGCUUCCUGUAGAAGGUGUAGUAACAGACGUUCCUCUCCAGACGGUGGCUCCCUCGUCACAGGACAUGCAUUUAACACAGCAACAGAUCCCUGUGGAAACUAGUGACUGUAUUCAACCCUGCCCAGUCAACCAGUCCAAAUAGCAUCCUGAAGAGGUGGAUGUACGUCAGCGUUGUCUUCUGAUGGAGAUCUGACGGUCUGCACUGUACACACUCACUCAUUAUGAACUUCCAGGUGACAUCUGCACCAAAAACACUGACUUGACUUCGUUAUCUCCCUCCUGGACUGAAGGACUCUUCACGAGCUGAUCAGCUUUAUUUCUCUGUUGUUUUUUAUGUCUGUUGGACUGAAUCUUCUUCAGAGAGUUCAUAAAUAUGAAAACACUGUGUGGAUAUAUAAAUGAUCAGAAGAGCACGGAUUAUCUUCCUCCGAUAUUAAGCUUUCACAUUUUCUUCUGUCAAAUGUUGGUUUUACAGGAAUUUACAUAAAUCUCAGUUGCCUUAAUUUUGAAUACAUCUGAAUUUUGUUUAAUAUCUGGUUCUACAUCAUGACGGGACUGAAUCCUGAUAUCACCUCUUCUUCUCCUGAAGAAAAGUAAAUAUAUUUUUCCUGAAUGGAUUGCAUUUUACAGAACAUUAAUUUUCACUAAGAGGGAAAUACAGUACAGCAGUUUGCUGCAAUUUUUUUAUUUUUAUAUAGACGGUUUCAUCGGGAGCACGCGCCUGGACCUAAGUUAACUUCCGGUCUGUGUUGUGUAUAUCGGUCUGGCUGCAGUGCCAUCUAC